ACAACACAACACAAAACUCAUCACAAUUCACAACACUUUCCUUUAUCUAUCUUUUCUUUCUUUCUUCUGUUUUUCUCUCUCUAGGGCUUUCAAGUUUUUCAACUUCAAAGUGUUGAACUUUUUUCUUUGUUUUUCACAAAUUUAGCUGUACUGACCCAGAAAAGAAGGAUCAUUCAGGAACAGGAAGAGGAAAGAGGAGGUAAAACAAGAAAUAGUUGCAGAAAGAGAUAGGUACUGCACAGAAAUAGAAAGAAUUUAAGUUGGAAAAAAAAGGGAAAUUUUUAUUUGAAGAAGAAGGUUUGAAAUUUAAUAAGGGAUAUGGGGAGAGGAAGAGUGGAGCUGAAGAGGAUAGAGAACAAGAUAAACAGGCAAGUUACAUUUGCAAAGAGGAGAAAUGGGCUUCUCAAGAAAGCUUAUGAGCUUUCUGUUCUCUGUGAUGCUGAGGUUGCUCUUAUUGUCUUCUCCACUCGUGGCAAGCUUUAUGAGUUUUGUAGCAGCUCUAGCAUGGUCAAGACACUUGAAAGGUACCAGAAGUGCAGUUAUGGUGCUGUGGAAGUUAACAAACCAGCCAAAGAACUUGAGAGCAGCUACCGUGAAUACUUAAAGCUGAAAGGAAGAUUUGAAUCUCUGCAAAGAACCCAGAGAAACCUUCUAGGGGAGGACUUGGGCCCGCUUAAUAGCAAAGAUCUUGAGCAGCUUGAACGGCAAUUGGACUCAUCUCUGAAGCAAGUGAGGUCCACAAAGACACAAUUCAUGCUGGACCAGUUGUCUGAUCUUCAAAAUAAGGAGCAGAUGUUGGUAGAAGCAAACAGAUCCUUGUCAGUGAAGCUGGAUGAUAUCAAUUCAAGAAAUCACUACAGGCAAUCAUGGGAUCAAGCUGGUGAUCAAAGCAUGCAGUAUGGUGGUUCACAAAAUGCUCACUCUCAGGGCUUCUUCCAGCCAUUGGAAUGCAACCCCACAUUGCAGAUUGGUUCUGACUAUAGGUACAAUGGUGUGGCUUCAGAUCAGAUGGCUGCAACAACUCAAGCUCAACAAGUGAAUGGGUUUAUUCCUGGAUGGAUGCUUUGAGCAAAGCUUGUUUAUCUGGCUAUAUCAAAGCAUACACCCUACAAAAGAACAAAGCCAUGUGCUUAAGGUUGCAAUGUGUAAAUGCUACUUUGCUUCUAUUGUUAUUUUUUUUUUUUAUUUGGUAUAAAAACAGCUGACUUGAAACUGCUAAACCUUUGGCCUUGGUAUGACCCUCUUAAGAAAUUUAUAAUAUUAAUAUCAUUGAGUAUUUUUUAUCUAUAAGUACCG
Messenger RNA from Lotus japonicus, 1296 nucleotides. RefSeq names its product agamous-like MADS-box protein MADS2. Gene Ontology annotation, cellular component: nucleus. Gene Ontology annotation, biological process: positive regulation of transcription by RNA polymerase II. NCBI's taxonomy places the organism in Eukaryota, Viridiplantae, Streptophyta, Magnoliopsida, Fabales, Fabaceae. The transcript has 8 exons. Gene Ontology annotation, molecular function: RNA polymerase II cis-regulatory region sequence-specific DNA binding; DNA-binding transcription factor activity, RNA polymerase II-specific; protein dimerization activity. The coding region runs from base 319 to 1068 and encodes 249 amino acids. The record is from RefSeq and is a predicted model, not a curated record.